GUUGAAGAUGAAAGUAGCUACAUCGAUCUAGAAGCCGAGCACCUCGUCGACGCCUUUUUUUCACAAGUGGUGCGACGCCGGCGUCCGCGUCGCGGCUGAAGCAAAAAUAUGUCGGAAAGGGGUGCCUCCGAGUCUCGGCAGUAUCAGCAACUGAGCGAAGACCUGCGACUCGGCAAGGCCUUGCUGGAGGCCAUAUCAUCUCCCGAAAAGCUCGACGCAAGGUGGCUUUUCGAGACCCUGGAAGGUGCUUUUGAAAAGAAGCUGCCGCCGAUUCCGAGAGACGUACUGGAUUUGGAUCCGGAUGGCGGCGGGUGGACGCUCGGCUGCGUUAACCCGCGGGCCAGACCAGACAAAGCAGCAGUCUCCGUCGCAACCAGACAGCGCCCGUUUCUGACUCGGCUGAUUACGGAAUGGGCGCGCGCAUUUCGUCCUCGGAACCCACUGACCGGAAAGCAUUACGAGUUCUCGUCGAUCCAAUUGCAGCGAGAUGCGACCGCUAAAAUUCAUAAAGACGGAAGAAACCAGAACGGUUGGAUACAUUGCAUUGCGCUGACGAUCGACGAGGUGUGGGAAACCAGCGCGAGCAGUCCGCAUGGCAACAUAUUCCUACAAAAUGUCGACAAAAGCGCCACCGAGCCGCAAUUUAAUCCCGACGGAAAGCGGCGCGCUGAGCCUGUGCGGUAUUUCGGGCCUGAGACCGGAGGAGCGGAAGCAGUGACGGCAUCGCCAAGGAAGGUCAAUAAUACUGAGCUUCGCUGUAGCAAAGGCCACUGGUUCGAGGGUGUCGCGCUGCAUGUAAAGAACGUCUUUCAGCGGUUUGACGGAAGGAACCCGCAUUGCACUAUCCGCGACGCGAGAGACGUUUGGCGGCUAGACAGCAGCGCACUAAAAGCCGCAGCGGGCCCAAGGCAACAGGCAACGACCGCGCCACUCUCUGCCCAAGCAAGAAACGGAGCGGCCCCGAGCAGGAGUAGGUGGUUUCUCGGCUUCUACGUAUGUAAGCAUGAGGCGGACUUGACGAAGCAAGACCGGGAGUACUUGACUACGCAAGGCUUCAUCCUCCCACACCGCAGUGGGUGCACGAAAGCGGUGCAGUGCGGCCCGAGCACGGCUAGCCGCGGCGUGCAGAUCGAUCCGCCCUUGACCAAUUCCAGCACCCAGCGUGCUCCGGCAGCAGUCAGCAAAGCCUCCCAGUCGUGCGCCGUGCCAGAGGAGAAGCCGAAAACCUCGGUCGCGACCCAGUGCGAUUCCGGAGAUGUCGGCGAUUACCGCGCAGCCGGAAAAAGCGGCGACACACGCACAUUCAUACUCUUGCAGAAGAUAAACGACGAAUUUUGCGAGAUAGAUGACACUGAUAUGCAGGAAGGCGCAGAUGUGGCCGCGUCAGCUGCCGUCCGACGGGAAACCAGAAAAACGGCAGACGAAGCUGGCGCAAGUGGAGAAAUACCCUCGAACAAGCCCGCAUGUAUUCUUCCGACGACGAACAAAAGGCAGCUAAAUGCCACCUCCUCGACUCGUGAAGAGGUGGUCGGUGCGAAGCAGGGCGAGGGGCUAACUACGAAAAGUGUGACGAUGAGAAAGAAGGCUCGCCUUGCUGAGAGUGCGGAGGAAAAAAAACCUGCGGCCUCACACGUUUCCGCACCCCCAUCGACACAAGGAGAAAAAGACGAGAAGCUACCGCUCCGGCCGUUGCCAACCAUGGCUACCCUGCGGCAAGCCUGUACAAUCAUGACGAAUCAACUAGAGCAUGCGAUGAAGAACCGCACCGACAAGGAGAAGGAAAAACUGAAACGCCAAGGCGGACUAUUUGAUUUGUGCAAAGUGUUUGUAGACACCCAUGCUACGAUCAGCAGCUAUCCGACCGAAGACCAGCAGCAAGAAAGAGAUUGGUUCGCCCUCUGUCUCGAGAUUGGAGCACUGAACGAGUUUCCGCCUGCAAUCCGGUACAGCGAUCUCAUCGAGGAACUGGAGAGGAGGGAAAGGGAUAUCGUCGACGCGCUCUUUUGCAGAAAGAAUACUAGUGCCGCCGCACGUCAAAUUGUCGGCGGGCACGUGGGUUAAGUUCGGUUUUCGUUGGAACGAGCUGCCUGUUCCUUCCCAAAACAUUAGAAGCGACUGGAUUUUCUAUCACCCUUGGAUGCAUCUGGAUCAGCAGACCAUCGCGGCUUUACGGGACGAGGGCUCGCAGCUCCGCAAAAGCAAGACGAUCGUCGAGGAACUCCAGAAGCUUUUCCUUUCGCAGAAUACGAAUCCCAAUUCCAAGCCGAUGUGAGAGAGAGGUCGCACGAAACACAUGACUCCAUUGUCGAUCAGCAAUUUUUACAGAUGAAUAGCACAACAAUUAUUUACCGAGAUGCUACUAACUUGGAGUUGAUGUACACCAGCGUACACCAGAUUGCAAUUCCUUUCGCGGCUAGAGGGAGUGAAGUUCAUUCUCCACCGCCAACCGCACAUGCAGAGCGGUUCAACAAGCGCAGUUGAUUUGCU
Molecule: messenger RNA, 2487 nt
Organism: Amoebophrya sp. A120
Lineage: Eukaryota; Dinophyceae; Syndiniales; Amoebophryaceae
Source: the annotation of a GenBank genome assembly